CAUUAAACUCGCCAAUACAUCGACAAAAUGGCCGCCCGUGGACGCGCUGGAGCAUCCGGUAACAAGCUCAAGAUGACCUUGGGUUUGCCCGUUGGUGCCGUCAUGAACUGUGCGGAUAACUCUGGAGCCCGCAACUUGUACAUCAUCUCCGUCAAGGGAAUCGGUGCCCGUCUUAACAGGCUGCCCGCCGCCGGUGUUGGUGACAUGGUCAUGGCCACCGUCAAGAAGGGAAAGCCCGAGCUCAGGAAGAAGGUCAUGCCCGCCGUCGUCGUCCGACAGAGCAAACCUUGGAGGCGAGGUGACGGUAUCUUCCUCUACUUCGAGGACAACGCAGGUGUCAUCGUCAACCCCAAGGGUGAGAUGAAGGGCUCUGCCAUCACUGGCCCCGUCGGAAAGGAGGCUGCUGAGCUCUGGCCGCGUAUUGCCAGCAACUCUGGUGUUGUGAUGUGAGGUGGUCUUUUUCCUGCUCUUCUCCAAUUUUACGGCUGGCUUGGUUGGGAACCGGCG
Molecule: messenger RNA, 507 nt
Organism: Aaosphaeria arxii CBS 175.79
Lineage: Eukaryota; Fungi; Ascomycota; Dothideomycetes; Pleosporales
Product: 60S ribosomal protein L23
Exons: 6
Coding region: 28-450 (140 amino acids)
Biological process (GO): translation
Cellular component (GO): cytosolic large ribosomal subunit; ribosome
Molecular function (GO): large ribosomal subunit rRNA binding; structural constituent of ribosome
Source: RefSeq, a predicted model, not a curated record